Molecule: messenger RNA, 1962 nt
Organism: Seminavis robusta
Lineage: Eukaryota; Bacillariophyta; Bacillariophyceae; Naviculales; Naviculaceae
Source: the annotation of a GenBank genome assembly
AUGGCCAGUCCUGACGACGAAGACAGUCGGGACGAGAAGAAACGGCGUCGAAAGGACGAUCGAAGCAAGAAACGAGAGGAGGAUGACGACGAAGAUCGCAAGAGCAGUCGUCGAAAGGAUCGGAAACGAGACGAUCGCAAGGAGAAAAAGCGAGGACGAAAGGAUGAUUCGGAGAGCAGCAGUGACGAAGAGGAAGAUCGGAAACGCCAUCGCAAGUCCAAGAGCUCCAAGAAAAAGCGCAGCCGCCGCGAGGACAAGAAGCGUCACAAGAAAAAGCACAAACGCAAAGUUUCCUCCUCCUCGUCUUCGGAGGAUUCCGACUCUUCGUCUUCCGACGACAAUAAUAAUGAACACCGAACGACCAAAAAAGUCGUCAACAAAAAGCUCCUAGAAAAGCUAGCGGCCAAAGGCGAGACGCUGGAGGAAUGGCGGGAGCGAAAGUCUCAGAAACGAGCGAAUCGAAUUGCGUCCAAGUUUGGAUACACUGCCGAAGAGAACCCAUUCAAUGACCCCAAUCUACACGAAGCAUUUACCUGGAAGAAAAAGGAGGAAAAGGCUGCCUUGAACAAGGAUGGAACAUCCGCCUCGAAACCGGACAAUGUGUUUGACGAAAUUGAUAAGGUCCGCAAACGGCGUGCAGACCGGGAACUCCAGUUUGAAGAGAUGGAACGCAUCCGAGCCGAAGAGGCGAGAAUGAAAGAACUGGAAAAUUACGAUGAAUGGGCACGGAAAGAGGAAGAGUUUCAUUUGGUACAGCAGCGUCAACGAUCGGCCAUUCGGCUGGUGGAAGGGAGAGAGAAACCCAUUGAUGUUCUGGCAAAGAACCUCCUAUUGUUUGGACUAUCGGAAGAGGACCGAAACAGUCGUGGUUCUGUCAAGUAUCAAGAACGAUACAAUGCAUUGAAUGCCUUGGAGUCGCUAGAGGCAGAACUAGAGGAGCCUCACAAUCUUCUCAAGCAUCUCAAACGCAAUGAGUUGGAAGAAUUGUUGGUGGACAUUAAAGCAUUCAUGACUUUGGAAAGGGAGGCUUCUUCGGGACAAGCCAUGCUACAAGAUGACUCGAUCAAUCUAGUGUUGAAGUAUUGGGAGGCUUUGCGGAUCGUCGCAGAAGACGAAAUCAAAUAUCUCAACACGGGAGGCAAGGAUGGAUCGCAUGCUUCCAUGGUCCAAGAUGUCCAAAAGAUUUUCAAGGGACAAUCUCCAGAUGCGUUGGUCAAAAUGAAGGGAGAAGUGGAACAAAAGCUCCGCUCCAGUGCUGUAUCGGGGGAUGCAUAUGGCGCAGAUGACUCUCGGGAUCGCGACUACUGGAAAACGGUGUUGGAGCAACUGCAAGUUUACCUGGCCAAGACGGAAUUGUCGGAGCAACAUUCCAAAAUGCUGGUCUGUCAGCUCGAGAAACUGGAGCAGAAGAAGAGCGAGCUCAGCCAGCAGUCGUCAGAAGCCAAAAAGGAAGAUGCAACAGAAGAGCAGCAAAAGAAUGAAAGUGCAGGGUCAAUGAUGCCAAAGAAUGUGGCAACAGAUUUUGGCAACUUGGAAGAAGAGCUUGGUCUCACGGAUGAGAUCGAUAUGCAUGCCCAAAGCUAUUCUUGGCAAGACAAAUACCGACCCAGAAAGCCUCGGUACUUCAACCGUGUCAAGACUGGUUAUGAUUGGAACAAGUACAAUCAAACUCACUACGACCACGACAACCCGCCGCCAAAGAUUGUCCAGGGCUACAAGUUCAACAUUUUUUAUCCCGAUCUUAUUGAUCCGACCAAAACACCCCAGUACUCGCUGGAGCCCGCCGAUUCGGAUGAGUUCUGCAUCCUCCGCUUCUCCGCUGGGCCUCCUUAUGAAGACGUUGCCUUUAAGAUCAUCAAUCGUGAGUGGAAUCGAUCAAGAAAGCGCGGAUUCAAAAAUACAUUCGAGCGCGGUGUCCUGAGCGUGUACUUCAAUUUUGCGACGCAUUGGUAUCGGAGAUAA